UCUAACAGGCCGUGGGAGAAAAUGGCGUACGUGUUCCCGAAGCGGGCCGGUGUGUCCCUCAAGCAGGUGAAGAGUGUCUUGGUCACUUUUUGCCCUUUCGAGUCCAACGUGCAAAGCACCAGAAAUUUUCUUCAAUGCCUAUUUGAAAAGAAGGCAUACAAAUCAAACUUGAACUGCAAUGUGAAAACAGAGGUAAAACAUGAUGGAUCUGAACCAGUUAUAGACAUCACAUUUGCUGAUGGUGACAGACUGAUUAUGAAAGGAGCCAAUUUAACAACUAAAGAGAUGUUAAAUGCAUUCAACAAUAGAUGUCGAAAGAAAGAGCGUUCAUUGGCAGAGUAGCCACGAAGAGAGGCUACCUAAAAACUGACCAUAGAAGAAUUUGCAUCAAUAAUAUAAAUGCAUAAAAAUCUGCAUGAAGCUACUUCUUUUGGAAAAAUGGCAAGGACUUUACUAAAAACUGAAAGAAAUCUGAAGUGGAUAUGGAAAGGCAGAGUGAUUCUGAUAAAAAACAAAACUAUGUUUUUUGGACUUUUGAUUAAAGAUUAAACUCUUAAUGCUUUA
This is a messenger RNA of Python bivittatus (Burmese python), 564 nucleotides long. Its product is annotated as large ribosomal subunit protein mL53-like. The record is from RefSeq and is a predicted model, not a curated record. NCBI's taxonomy places the organism in Eukaryota, Metazoa, Chordata, Lepidosauria, Squamata, Pythonidae. Gene Ontology annotation, cellular component: mitochondrial large ribosomal subunit.